AGACAAAGUUUGAGUUUAUGUCUUUUAAUUAGAACAACAAAGAAAUGGUUAGGCCACGUAUUAAGUUACAUAGUCUAUGCAUUGGUCAUGCUGCCACACCUCGUGUUAGAGCAUGUUCUGCCUCUUCUUUUCGAUCCAAAUUUGCAAACAGAACUGAGUUUUCAAGCAACAUAGGCCAAGACUCUGCCAGAGAAAAAGGGGGUGAAAAUAGCAAUAAAGUAAUGGUGGUUGUGGAUUCUAGUUUUGAAGCAAAAGGAGCUCUUGAAUGGGCACUCUCACACACUAUUCAGAGUCAAGACACUGUUGUUCUUGUUCAUGUUGCCAGACCCCUCACUGAAGGUUCUGAGACUGAUGCAAAGUUUAAUGUGAAGGCCUAUCAACUUCUCCUAGAUAUGAAGAAUAUGUGUGAAACAAAGAAACCUGGGAUGGAGUUAAUGAUUUAUCAGGUGGUAGUGAAUAUAGUAUUGCUUGAAGGAGAAGAAAAGGGAGGUGCUAUAGUGCAAGAGGCAAAGCAAGAAAGGGUGUCUUUAUUGGUGGUGGGACAAAGAAAACGUUCAAUAUUGUGGUGCUUGAUGAGGAAGUGGACAAGAAAGAGAACAAAAAAUGGAGUUGCUGAGUAUUGUAUACAGAACUCACCUUGUAUGACUAUUGCAGUUAGGAGGAAGAAUAAGAAAAUUGGAGGCUAUUUGAUUACUACCAAACGCCAUAAAAACUUUUGGCUUUUGGCUUAAUUAGUAUUAAUUACUAUCAAUAAAAUGGGUUAUAUUAUAUAUCAAGUGUGUGAAUUUUCAAUGUGUUAAUUAAUGUCAUAAUUGUUGUACUUCAUAAUUAAACAACCUUGAAACUAAGGCACUAAAUUAACUAAUAAA
Messenger RNA from Cicer arietinum (chickpea), 869 nucleotides. RefSeq lists its product as uncharacterized. Lineage: Eukaryota; Viridiplantae; Streptophyta; Magnoliopsida; Fabales; Fabaceae. The record is from RefSeq and is a predicted model, not a curated record.